ACAUUUACAAGUCCGACCACAGCUGUAGCGCUCUAUAACUCCACUACUCAUUACUGCAGAUUUACUCCACUCUGCUUCUUUAUUUACUUCACUAACUAUGAUGCUCAUGGCUCAAUCAGGUGGAUGGACUCUUUUCCUCCUGGCUGCUGUUAUUCCCAGUGUUCACCUCCAGGGGAACAACAGCUCUAUCCAGCUCGAUUCUAGCUCUGACCUGAACACUGAGGCUCAAAUCUACCACUCUGUUGAGGAGAUCCCUCCAAAAGGUGUUCAGGUCCAGGGAAACAGCAUCUCUGACCAGGCUGACUCCGACUCCAAGGUGACCACUGAGGCUCAGAUCUACAACUCUGUUGAAGAGAUCCCUUUAAGAGUUGCUCAGGGGAACAGCAGCUCCACCCAGCCUCUAUCUGACUCUGAGGAGUUUCCCUCUGACGCUCAGUUCUACCGCCCGGUCCUUCAGCCCUCUGAGUCCAUCCCUCCUAUAGGGGACUACAUGCUAAAGACUCUUGCUGGGAUACCAUGCAUCAAAGCUAAAAUGGGAGUGGUGUUCAUUGUCAUCGAAAAUAAGACCCGGUACCUGAGCCUCGAACCGACCAGCGUCAGGACCACCGGUUACUGCGGUAUAAAAACUGCCGUCCUCUGCCUCACUCUGCCAAACAACGCUGCCAGUCUGCAGUUCGUCUUCAAAAAGAACAAGACUCUUUUCUCCGUCACCAAGCUGACCGCUCAUUUGACUCCUUUGCCUCCCUGCAAUGGAUGUCGAAAUAAGACUUACUCAGGUGUCAUGGCCCAUGAAGAGCUGUUCACUACGGCUACAGGACAGAGCUUCAAGUGCAAUUCUGAGACUCUGUUCCUGAUGUCGUCUCAGCUGAACAUCAAACUGGUUCCUCUGCAGGUGCAGGCCUUCACGCUGAACAAAGGAGAGUUUGGAAAAGAUGUGGAGUGUUGGGCUGACUAUAACAAGCGAGUCAUCCCCAUCAUCAUCGGGGCCGUAGUGGUGUGUAUCAUUUUGAUCGUUGUGAUAACCUUCCUGAUCGUUAGAGACCGCCGGACAGAAGGUUACAACAGCCUGUGAGAGAUCCUGUGAAACGUGACGGAGAUGUAAUCCAGCUCGAAGACGAUUUGAGAGCUUGUUUGUGACUGUUACAAAAACUUCCCUCCUACACUUGAAGUGAUGUUUUUCUCCUGCCUGGGAUUCGUCCAAAAAAUAAACAAAGGUCUGAGGUCAAAUAUUCUGAUGAUAAAUGCAAACGAUGCUGUUUAAAAAAUAUAUAAUUUCAGUUUUUCAAAGGUUUUAUUUUCUAUCUCCCGUUCUCUUUGCAAUUAUAUUCAAUUAGCAUUUUGUUGGACGUGUUUUGUUGAAACAAUCUGAUUUAUUUCAUGUUGAACAGUUAUUUAAAAAAAAAAAGGGAAACAGGCUUUAUGUAAAUAAAUAAACCAGAUUUUAAUUAGCCUUAUCAAUCAGUUUUGCUUGGUUGUUGUAUGUUGUAGGGCUGGGCGAUAUGGACCAAAACUCAUAUCUUGAUAUUGAUUAGCUGAAUGGAGCUACUCGAUAUAUAUCGAUAUGUAUUUUAUUAACAGUGAAAACACAUGGAAAAAUAAACUACCUGUUUGUGAAUUUAAAAAGUAAUAUUAUAAAAUGUUCCUUAAAUACAAUAAAAGAGAGAGAGAGGAGGAGCAGGGUUAAGAGGGACAGACAGUCAGUCAUCAUCAGUGAGAUGAGAAAAAGACGACCUGUCACCCCUGUAACGUUAUUUUAAUACAACAUAAACUAUAUCGAUAUUAAUGAUAUUGACUUACCCUAUAUCUUGUUUGAAAAUAUAUCGAUAUAUCUUAAAAAGUCGAUAUAUUCCCCAGCCCUAGUAUGUUGGCUUCUGUGUUAAAAUGUGAUGCAAAACUCAAAUGAAAGCACUAUAAGUGUAAAAUAUUAAAGUGUCCACCUGAAUUUCUAUGUUUGAAUUGCUUUGCAGGAAAGUUUCUUGUUUUUGAAAUAAAACGAGUUUUAUUAAAUU
This is a messenger RNA of Labrus mixtus (cuckoo wrasse), 2009 nucleotides long. It is a transcript of the gene lamp3, whose product is annotated as lysosomal associated membrane protein 3. The transcript has 9 exons. NCBI's taxonomy places the organism in Eukaryota, Metazoa, Chordata, Actinopteri, Labriformes, Labridae. The record is from RefSeq and is a predicted model, not a curated record. Bases 98 to 1072 code for a protein of 324 amino acids. Gene Ontology annotation, cellular component: membrane.